This is a messenger RNA of Salarias fasciatus (jewelled blenny), 3076 nucleotides long. It is a transcript of the gene batf2, whose product is annotated as basic leucine zipper ATF-like transcription factor 2. Gene Ontology annotation, molecular function: RNA polymerase II cis-regulatory region sequence-specific DNA binding; DNA-binding transcription factor activity, RNA polymerase II-specific. Gene Ontology annotation, biological process: regulation of transcription by RNA polymerase II. NCBI's taxonomy places the organism in Eukaryota, Metazoa, Chordata, Actinopteri, Blenniiformes, Blenniidae. The record is from RefSeq and is a predicted model, not a curated record. The coding region runs from base 254 to 1465 and encodes 403 amino acids. The transcript has 3 exons. Gene Ontology annotation, cellular component: nucleus.
GUUGCAUCAUUGCAAGGCACAGAAGAACCGGCAGCAGAACGCAGCUCGCUCCUCUGACAGACUCCAGGCUGCUUUAUUUCCAUGUCUGACUGUUUUUCUUUUUUUCUUUUUUUUUCCUGGUCGGGACACAGAUUUUGGAGAAUGAAUGGCAGCAGCUGAUCCGGACUGGGUGAAGAAGUCACCUUGUCAGUGAGCAUAAAGAGGAGCAGCAGGUGAAGCAGGGCAGAAGGAGAAGAAAGGAGAAGAAGGAGGGAUGUCCCCCCUGUUCAUGUGCGAAUCCGACAGUCCCGGAUCCCUGUCAGCAGAGGACCGCCACAGCAACAACGCUGGAUCUGAGCGGGAAGGUGAGGGGCAGCAGACGGGACCGAGAGGCUUGAAAAGACGAGAGAAGAACCGAAACGCUGCGAGGAAGAGCCGCAAGAAGCAGACGGAGAGAGCAGACGAGCUGCACGAGGAACUCCAGAGUCUGGAGCGCUCGAACUCGGCUUUACAGAGAGAGAUUGCCACUCUGACAAAGGAGCUCCACGUCUAUGAGGCGGCUCUGAAGCGUCACGAGCCUCACUGCCGCCUCAAGACAUCCCCACCCAGCUCGCUCACCCACCCAUCAUUUUCUGACCCAAACCGCGGUCAGAGCAGCGCCGCCUCUCCAGGAAUCCCUCUCCAGUCCCCCAGCUCGCUUCCCGCCUCCGAAACCUCCAGCCUGGGUUCAAAACGCUUGAACUACACUGAAAAGACCCAUCAUCCUCUUGCAGUUCCUCUUCCAGUAACUCCUCCAUCCGCUGGUCCGCCAUCUAAACUCUAUUCAGUCCAGCUCUCCGCACAUGCAGAUCGUCGCUCUUCGUUUGAAGUCAAACUGCCGAUCGCCUCAACGCCGUCAAGUUUUCUCACCCCUGUUCCCUCUCCGGUCCCCCAGCCCCAAUCUGGACAACACACCGCCGCCAAAACCUCGUCAGAUUAUUUCACAGCGGAGCCGUUUGUGCCAAAACAAGACUCGUCCAACGCGGCGCCUCCCUGCUCCCUUUCAGGGAUUCAGACCUCAGGUACAACAUACGAAUGUUACCCUGUGAAUCUGCCCCAGCUCCACCCCUUCCAGUCCAUCGGAAAUCCAAGCAGUUCACGUCUACUGUCUUCAUUAUAUGACUCCCCGCUUCAAAACCCUGCUCCGCGGUCGUUCCCAGCGUUACCCCGGUCCGGCCCGGAGCCACGUCCGGUCCCGGCUUUCGACCUGAAAUUGAGGCACAUUCACCAAGUCGCACCAAAUCCUGCGCCUCUGCUAACGCAGCUGACCGUCCCGCGUCCCCUCGGCGUGCCUCCAUCUACCUCCUGCAGCUUCGGCCAGUCGCUGGCUCCGCCCCUGCAGUCCCUCCCUCCGCCAGGGCACGCUUCCAAAGACCUUUCUCUGUCAGAGUUCUUGGAUGACAAUGAUUGGAUCCUAACUGGGACUAAUAGCCAUAACAGCCAGUAGCACCUCCAAACAGGACUUUGUUUUUUGUGUAUUCUGUUGUGCAACUGAUAAUUAUUUGGCAAAAUAAGGACACGGUGUUAAGUGUAAUUGUAAUUCGGGUGAGAAGGAGGGAAAAAAAAAACAGGCAAUCAGACUGGAGAGACGAAUGUGCAAAUUAACACCAUCAUGAAACGAGACAUGAUUUACCAACCAGAUCCAGAGGGACCAUGAGUGAAGCCUGGAAACUAAAGUCCGGGACUGUGUGUGUGGUGCACGCAGCGUCCUCCAGCUCUUCUUCAGGGACCACAGUUCAUUUCCCAGACCGAACAAGAGACAUAAUCUCUCCAUCAGCACUAAGGAGGACAGCUUUGUUUCAGUCAUUAACUAGUAGCUGCUGCCCCCGAGAUAAAUCCCAUGUGACGUAGUGAGAGCUGCUGCUGUGCUUCUUCACUUGUUAGCUGCUUCCUAUCAGGUUUGUAUUGGAUUUUGCAACAUGAGCGCUAUUGACAGACUGUUUUUUUUAUGUGUUUUAGUAUUUCAUGUGUUAUGACUUGAAGUAAUUUAAUAAUUCAUGAAAUUUUUCUACCCCCCAGAAUGAAUACAGAAGUUUUUGUUCAGUAAAUUUGUAGUAGUAACUUUGUGUUAUGGAUAAUUUCAUGACACUGUUACAGCGUCAUGAGGGUAAUUUCCUUGAAUUUGAUGAAGCGCCGCGAGAGUCAGAGUUGAUUUUACAGUUUACACAAUUGUUUUCAGUAGAUUUAACCGUUUUACUGUGAGAAAUUCGCCGGAUGCAUGUCUGACACUACAGAUUCCCAUAACACAAGCAAUCGAUUAACAUUUCACAGAAGUGUGACCAUGGAUGGUAAAACGUGAAAAUCCAGCAAUAUUUUUUUUUUCUUCUUAUUUAUUGGAAGUGAGAUUCUGCAAAACUGACUCACCACGUGAAAGCAGCGAUUUUGGAACGGGGUGGAGUAUCCACUUCCCUGAAACUUAUCAGAAAUGCCGUUUUCAAGAAAUCCGUCUGCGUCUGGAGCUGCUUUGGUGAUGGCGUGAACCUGUUUGCUGUCUGAUCUGUGUCCUGCCGAAUCGCCUUUUGAGUGAAACCAAAGAAAACUUUUUUUUUUUUUUUUCCAUGGCAGAUGAUUGAAUCUGUGAGGAACGGACUGGAACAGGCAGGCUGAAGCGACGGGGUCGUCACAGGCCGCCUCAUUAGGACUGACUGUAAAGAUCAAGAGAGCGUGACCCCACUUUCACCCAUCACUGCUCCGACCACAAACGUAUGAUUAGAAGUGCGUGGAAUUAAUGAAGCUUUCAUUGUGCUCAUUUAAAAUCUUUCCAUUGGACUUGAAAGUGGCAGCAGGAGGAUCACGAUGCAGCUAAUAUCUUUCGUACUGCUGAGAAUUAUGAUUGUACUUUUUAAAGUUAGGAAAACUAGAUGUGUUUUUAAGAAAUUUAACUAUUUUGUUUUUCAUCUAAGUAUUUCCAUAGGUUGCUUUGGUUUAUUUUCACAUAAGAAAUAAUAGAUUUUUGCUCCUUAUAGACUUUUUUUUUUAUAGGCUUUGGGUGUGAAGUGUGUGCAAUAGAAUAAUAAUUGUUUAUAUUUAUGAUGUUUCAGAUCAUUCAUUUAUGCUG